GCUGCUUGGCCUACGAUUGCAACAGCCAUCUUUUGAACCGGUGUUUUCGGUAAAUAGAUAUAUCCUGCUUGUUAUUGUUUCAUAAAUUUUACAUGUUUUCAUGAGAAGCUUAUAGGGUUCGUGAAACGUUUGAGGUCAGCUGAUGAUUCAUAUGUCUUCCAAGAACCAAGUUCGACUCCACCAUGGCGGAUCAAAUAUCAAUGCAAUUGCCGCUGGCUCAGCAGUUGAAUGAUAUGGUCAAGAAUUUUACGUUGCUGGAUAUUUUGAGCAAAGAAGAACAAGAAGACCUCUUAUCCAGCAAAAUUGACCUCAUUAAGAAACAAAAUGAAGAACGUCUCAAGCGGCAUCAAGAAAUUGAGGAGGAUAAAUUACAAGCAGCAGGAGGCAUUGGAAGUAUUAAACCUGUAAACAAAGAAAAGGAAGAUCAGCCAACAUCACCUCAGUUAUCAAGAUCUCAGUGGAAAUCUAGCUCUGAUGAACAGCGUAGAGAGUGGGAUGGCCAUCCCAGAACACCGCCAAAUGGGAACCAGUCACCACCAGACAGAACCACAUCACCACACGGAAUGCAAAAUGAAAAUGAGCACAUCCACAUACAGUUAAAUAAUGAAGGCAGGGGCUUAGGAUUUGGUUUAGUCGGACAAAGAGGAAGGGGUGUGGUUGUGAAAACAAUUGUGCCACAAGGGGCUGCUGCUAUGGAUGGCCGUCUUCAACCAGGGGACAUGAUGAUAAGUGUGAAUGACACAAAUGUAAAGGGCUUUACAAGAGAUGAGAUCGUUGACCUACUUAUAGCAGAACAGAAAAGAAGCCCAAAGGUCACAUUGCUGGUUAUGCGGGGUGGACAACAUAUAUCAGGCAGAAAUCAAAGAAACCCACCGAAUUCUAGUCAAGUUGGAAAUGUGUAUGGACGAAAUGUCAAUAAGGAAAUGGAGUUUACUGUGAAAAAUGACUUGUAUACAAAAGAUGGUGGGUUUUCAAGACGACGAGUGUCAGAAGAUGUUUGUGGAAAGACAUUGAAUGUAGAGGUGGACUUAAAGGGCCAACAGCAGCGUAGGUCGGCUGACAAACGAGUCCCUGAUAACCCAGCUCAAGCUAGCUCUAGGGUAAACGGUUGGAGUUACGACAGUGUUCUCGGCUACUACAAAAACGAAGAGUGGUCUGAAAAGAGGAAACAGAAUAUUGAUCGUGUUGAAGCUGAGAUUCAAGCAAUGAGAGAGCAAUAUGAAAACCAGAAACAGCAAGACGCUACUGUAUCGCCUACAUUUGGGGGUCAUAGUUUCCUGGAUGAUCCAAGGAGAGACCCAAGCCAACCUGACAGGUCAUCGAAGCAGCAUGGAAGCAGGCGAAGUCAGCAUAGCUAUGGUGGUGCCGAUUUCGAAGAUGCUACAUCGCUAGUGGCUAGACAGAGCAAAGAGCAUUCAAAGCACCAUGCAUCAAGAAAUAUUGACAUUAGUAUGACAGGAAAAGAAAGAAAAAGGUAUGAAAACUGGAAAAAGGAGAGGGAGAUAAUUGAUGAACAGCGCUUAGCUCGUCACAAGAAUGCAGCGGGGGAAUGGAAGAGGGAAUGGGACAAGGAAAAACCUGGAAAACGAGAUAACAGUCAAAAUGAACGGCAAGCUAAACCACCACCACAAGCAGCAAAAGGUCGUGCUAUGGUAUCUGGAAAUGAAACAGAAGAUCCUACUCCUCAGAGUUGGGGGCGGGGACGUGGUCGCGGUAGAGGUGUGCCGAAAAUAGAACAACAAAUUAACAGUGAAUUCAAGUACUCAAAAAUACUCUCAGCAAGUAAAAAGAAAGUAGAUGAAAGUAAGAAAAAAUUGGAUGAAAGUAAAUUUGAAAUGAGCGAAUCAACAGACAACUUACCACCUAGUGCUGGAGAUGGCUUUAAUAGUCCCGCUGUAGUAUCUUCAGGAAGUGAUCACAAAGAAACGCAGCCUAAGGGUGAUUUACAUAUAAAUAUACCAGACCCUGAAGAGAGUGCUACGAUCACAUCACCAGAUACUUUCAAGACCCCACCUGGUUUUAAUCGAGUUAUUGAUUGGGCAGAAGAAAUGGAUAGGUUAGAUCCCAUGAAUAACCUUUGACAUCGCUUGCCGUAUGAAUUUAUAACCGAAGUGAAAAUAUAGAAUUUUUUAAAAGGUGAACGUUGCCAAACAAUGUUAAAAUGUGGUGAGGAUGCUAUAUGUUCGGUAAUUGAUCCCUAUGACUUUUUUUUAAGGUUAGAUUUUAUGUUAUUUUCAUACUGCACAAAAAUAUUUUUGUUGUGUCAGUUAUUAAUUUAAUCAUAUUCAAUAUCUGUACCAUACGAUGGUUGAAGUAUAGCUCUUUUUGUGAAUGAAGAAAACAAAUGAAAUUUACUGGGUUUUUUCAAGCUUUAAAUACAAUUCGUUCAAGUAAUAUACAUUAUUGAAAUGGAAACUUGCAAUUUAAAAUAGUGCAAAUGAGAUGUUUACAUAGUUUUUUAAAUAACUGAAUGUAGAUAAUUCUAGUGCCAAUCUUAUAAUUAUGUUUCACUGUAAGCAGGCCAGGGUAAUAUUUAAUUUGGGGAUAGACAUGGCCAAUUAUUGAGAUGAAGAACUCAGGAUUUUUAUUUUUUUAUUAGAGGUCUGGAUACAUGAGACUGCCAUAUUCAAGAAUGUUUUGUUUAGUGAGUGCAAUGACCCUUGACUGUUUCCAGGGAUAUGUGUUCUGAAUUACAAUGUUCCUUUUUUUUGGAAGUUAAAGCUUAAAAAGGGAAAGUCAGUUCACCCUUAUAAAGUGGUAUGUUUUGUAUAUCAUAUAGAAUUAUCUUUGUGUUAUAUUUCUUAUUCAGCUUUAGGCACCAGGGCCAAGGAUAUGCCAACAGUGAACUAAAUCACUCUGCGAAGUGGCAAUCUCAUCACAUUACAACAGGGACUGUAUAUCUAUUAAAUUUAUUGCAUCUCUGUAUCUAUAUAUAAUAUCUCUGUGCUUAUAUCUAUUCUAGCAUCUAUUUGUCUAGCAUUUAACUAUCCAUACAUAAACAACUCUGUGUUUAUAUAAUAGCAUCUGUAUUAUGUGUCUAUAUUUCCUCUAAUUGACUAUAUAUGGCAUUUUUCUAUUUUUAGUAUCUUCUGAUAGAAAUACUGCUUCAAACUUCAUAAAGACAUUUGGUAGUCAUUAAUAUUGUCUUGACAUAGGAAUUCUACUUUUUAAUUUUUUUUUUUUUUUUUUUUUUUAAUUUCUACUUAUUUUAUUUUUAGGCACAAGGCCAAGGAUAGGCCAAUAGCAAACAUAAUUCACUUUAAUAAGUGGCAAUCCUUUCACAAGAUAAACAAGAUGCUUUGCAUAAACCAAGUGUUGUUAUGAGGCUUAGAGAGUGGAGUAAUGUUUAGUCAUGAGAAAAUAAUCCAUGACAGGAAUUGAACCCAGUACCCAGGGAUUGGAAAGCAAGCACAAAGCUACAGCUCCACUUUGCAACUUACAUAAAUUACCUAGUGUAUGUAGUAAAAAUGAGGCUGGAAAUGGAGAUUUCUCUGUCUACUAUAGCAUUCUCUUUCUACACAAUAAUACCUUCCUAUUCAUAGAAUUUCUCUAUAGCAUAUCCUUGACUAUGUUUGGCUAAAUAUAGUAU
Messenger RNA from Anneissia japonica, 3589 nucleotides. Its product is annotated as coiled-coil domain-containing protein 9-like. Lineage: Eukaryota; Metazoa; Echinodermata; Crinoidea; Comatulida; Comatulidae. The transcript has 14 exons. Gene Ontology annotation, molecular function: protein binding. The coding region runs from base 183 to 2081 and encodes 632 amino acids. The record is from RefSeq and is a predicted model, not a curated record.